Molecule: messenger RNA, 3336 nt
Organism: Dioszegia hungarica
Lineage: Eukaryota; Fungi; Basidiomycota; Tremellomycetes; Tremellales; Bulleribasidiaceae
Exons: 15
Coding region: 1-3336 (1111 amino acids)
Cellular component (GO): membrane
Molecular function (GO): ABC-type transporter activity; ATP hydrolysis activity; ATP binding
Source: RefSeq, a predicted model, not a curated record
AUGGUCCCCUCUCUUACUCUGUGCUUGCUCUUUCUGUCAGCCACCAUAGUCGAGGCUACUGGGUAUUCAUCAGCUCGAGUCACGACGGAUGGGUGGAACUCCCGCGAGCUAUCCGGUGCCGGUUCGCCUUCAAUCCACCACCACCCUGCCCACGCCAACAGCUCUUUGGUUCCUCCACGACGGCCGCCGGGACGGCCAGAUCAAUGCCCACCGUGCUUCAACUGCCUCUUGCCUGCAUUUAACUGCGGCAAUGGCGGCGAAUGUAAUCCGUACGAUGGGCAAUGUCGAUGUCCGCCAGGCUUCGGGGGAGAGGAUUGUCUGACUCCUGUAUGUGGGGCUUUGACAGAUGGAGAUGAGAGAUACCCACGACCAGCUGGCGAGCUUUGUCAGUGUAAAGACGGCUGGGGAGGAAUCAACUGUAACGUCUGCAAAACCGAUAAGUCGUGUAAACCCUUCAAGCCUCGCACACCCGUCGAUGACGGCCGAGGCGGCCAAUCGCCUGAAGAUGGGGAAGACCAAGAUGAUAUGGUAUGCUACAAGGGAGGUAUAGCUGUCGAGCACAACUACCAGAUGUGCGAUGUCACCAACCGGAAGAUCAUCGACACCAUCCCCGACAAUCGCCCUCCCCAGGUCACUUUCGACUGCACCGCGAAUGGCCCUUCGUCCAAUACGACUAGCUGGCGCGAUCCCCGUCAUCCCCUCCUUCGGACUUUCGAUGACUCGCCCAUUAACGAUGAUGUCAUGGGGAAGUGCACUUUCCAGUUCUGGGUUGAUCGCAUUGAGAGCUUCUACUGCAAGCUGGACGAAUGUUCGUGGAAGUUUGACGGAAAUCUUAACGGCUCGAGGUACGAGUGCCAAAAGCUGGACUGCUCUUGCAUCCCUGGCAGAUUCCUCUGCGGAGAAGACGGCUCCGUCAACAUCGAUGACUUCCUGGAAGAAGAGGUACGGGGUCCUGCGACCUUCGAAUGCACCGAGGGCAAGGGCUGUACAUUCUCCGAACCCGCCAUGAACGGCCUCAUCAACGAUGUCUUUGGCGAUCGCGCAAUCUUCCUGGAUUGCGAGGCUGGCGAAUGUCUCCAUUCGAGUCAGGUGCCAGGCUAUGUCGUCCCUCAGGCCCCAGACAAUUCGACCCUGGUUGCGGUCAGCGCUGCUGCUGCAGCUCUCGUCUUCAUCGUCGCCUGUCUCCUGAUGUGGUAUCUAGGUCGCAGCGAUCGCAAUGCGCCAGGCUACAACUCGGUCCAGCUACCGGAAGACGAAGCGGCGAAGCUCAUGACCGACCAUGUACCCGCCACCAUGCACUUCAACAAUAUUUCGUACACUCUCCCCAACGGCAAGACUAUCCUCAACCACGUCACCGGCACGGUCCGACCUGGAGAGCUCCUCGCGAUCAUGGGCGCUUCCGGAGCUGGCAAGUCUACCCUACUCGAUAUUCUUGCUCGGAAGAACAAGAGCGGGACGGUCGACGGGACUUUCUACGUCAACGGUCGGGAAAUCCCGGAUGACGCCUUCCGCCGGGUCACUGGCUACGUCGACCAGGAGGAUACUCUUCUGCCGACGUUGACGGUGUACGAGGCGGUACUGCUGUCCGCGUUGCUCAGGCUACCGAGGGAUAUGUCGCGGCAGGCCAAGGUGUUCAGGACGCUGGAGACGAUGAAUGAGCUGGGCAUAUUGGGCAUCAAGGAUAGUCGGAUCGGGGAAUCAGGGAAGCGGAGCAUAUCGGGAGGCGAGAAGAGGAGGGUAUCGAUUGCGUGCGAGCUGGUCACUGGUCCAAGCAUCCUUUUCCUGGAUGAGCCUACUUCUGGUCUGGACUCCUACAACGCGCACAACGUCAUCACCUCGCUCGCAACGCUCGCCAAAAACUUCAACCGCACUGUCAUUUUCACCAUACAUCAGCCACAAUCCAACAUUGUCAACCUCUUCGACCGCCUCCUCUUGCUCGCCAAGGGCCAGCUCGUCUACAACGGUGACGCGAAGAAGGCUCACCAGCAUUUUGAGAAGCAAGGGCACAAAUGCCCAGAGGGCUAUAACAUCGCCGACUACCUCAUCGAUCUCACCGUCGAUGCGGCCGGUGACGGGAAGCCAAAGGCAUCUAGCGGGUCAGCGGGUGUACGCCCGUCCGGUCGGGGCGCCGAGCGGGACCUCGAAACCGGGCAUCGUCGACCACGGUCUGUCUCGAGCGACUCCUUGGGCAGCUCGGACAGCGGGGACGCAAUGCCGACCGGCACUGGAUUCGCCGCGGCCAAGUCCAAAGCUGCUCGUCUCCUCGGCAUGUCGCCCAGCGAAGCGGCUUCCGCGUCUGCUUCUGAUCGGGAGGCGGUGCCGCAAAAGCUGGCCAGUCUUGUGCUUGCCAACCGAGCCACGGACGACGCAAAGAUACUGGAGGCGGAAAUUGGGCGGAUCCAGCGAGGCUCAACGCCCGAUGGGAUCGAUCCGAUCCGGUCAGACGGGCUGGGAAGGGAUGUCCUGGGCGAGGCAGAUAUCCGAGGCGCAAAGAAGGCGAGCUGGGGCAGCCAGUUCAUGCUAUUGAGCGGCAGAGCGUUCAAAAAUCUCUACCGGAACCCAAUGCUUAUGGCUGCCCAUUACGCCGUGGCUAUCGCGGUGGCGCUGAUCUGCGGAUUCUUCUUCUACAGGGUCACCAGCGAUAUCCCAGGUUUCCAGAACCGGCUGGGUCUGUUCCUCUUCAUCCUGUCUCUCUUCGGAUUCUCUUGCCUUUCCUCUCUGGGAAUAUUCGCGAACGAGCGUAUGCUUUUCAUGCGCGAGAGGGCGAAUGGCUAUUACUCCCCUUCGGCCUACUUCCUCAGCAAAGUCCUCUUUGACAUACUUCCUCUCCGGCUCAUCCCGCCCUUUGUCCUCGGCUCGAUCGUGUACGGUCUGGCUGGUCUCAAUCCGGACGUUGCUUGCUUCUGGAAGUUCAUCAUGACUUUGGUGCUGUUCAACCUGGCUGCCAGUUCUGUGGUGCUCUUCCUGAGCGUGGCGGUUCAGGAUCUGGGAGUGGCAAAUCUGCUUGGAAGUCUCGUGAUGCUCUACAACCUCCUCUUCGCCGGUCUGCUCAUGAACUACGACCGAGUACCCAACGGCGCCAAGUGGAUGUUGACCUCGUCAUUCUUCCACGCGGCGUACGAGGCGUUGCUGGUCAAUGAGCUUCGGUACCUGCAGUUGGUCGAGCGCAAGUUCGGUCUCGACAUCCAGGUCCCAUCUGCGACAAUCCUGUCCUCCUUUGGGUUCCAUGCCCAAGCCUUCUGGUGGCCCGACACUGCUCUCCUGGUGGGCGUGUUCGGCUUCUUCAUUGUGGCGAGCUACCUCGUCCUGGAGCUGUUCGUCAAGGAGAAGCGAUAG